Drosophila virilis is the source of this 2857-nucleotide messenger RNA. Its product is annotated as DDB1- and CUL4-associated factor 8. Gene Ontology annotation, molecular function: protein binding. NCBI's taxonomy places the organism in Eukaryota, Metazoa, Arthropoda, Insecta, Diptera, Drosophilidae. The record is from RefSeq and is a predicted model, not a curated record. Gene Ontology annotation, cellular component: Cul4-RING E3 ubiquitin ligase complex; cytoplasm.
AUUAAUUGCUAAAGAAACUUUUUACGCAGCCCUUAGUAAUUGCAAUCAUUGUCUCUGUCCAUUUGCCAUCACUGGCUUAAACAUAAACAAUCGUCAAAAUUUUUGCUGCGUACACAGGAAAAAUCGUAAGGGGUACCCAGAUUGCAGGUCGAUAAAAUUAAUGCACGUUUCCCGCUCACUUGUGAGCCAUCUGCAUUUGUAUAAUGAACGUUGAAGCCGAGGAAUGUGUACCGGAUGCAGCAACAGCCUGCAAGCGCCUGAAGCGCACACACUCCAAAGACGAAAGUUGCAGCGAAGAAGCAGCAGCAGCUGCUGCUGAUGGAUCUAAAGUGGACUUAAUAUUGGUUGGUAAGGAGGCAAACGUGGCCGCAAAUACCCACAACAACAACAACAACAACAACAGAAACAAAAGCGAAUCAGAACUGGGCACUGGCAAUGUGGCGUCUGCAGCUGACGCUGACAAAAACACAAUGGUCGAUACGUCGAGCGAAACAUUAUCUGAUCUAAUCUUGGAGACCGAAUCUUGUUCUCCACGCCUAUUUCCCAUUCGUGACAGUUUCGACUCCACUGAUGAGCCGGCAAUUAUUAACCCGCCGGAUAUAUUUUCUGAUAGUUCAAGCUCCAAUCCGUUUCUGGAUUUAUUACCGGGCGAGCCAGGAUAUGUUGCACGCAACAACACGGCUCGUAACAAUGGUGAUGGCAAUGCCGAAAACGUCGAUGCAGCUGCCAGCUCGCGUACAUUUAAUCGACCACGCACGCAGCGGACUCGCUCUUAUCGCUCCACAUUAUCAAACUUGGAGUCCAGCAGCAGUGCCAGCGGAAGCGACCUUCAAUAUAACAGUGAUACCAAUGAUGCGGAUGUGGAUGAGGACGACGCUGAUGUGGCAGCGGAGGCAGCAAAUGCCGAGGAGGAUGAAUCUCGUUCGCCGGAGGCUCAGUUGCUAGACGAAAGCAGCUCCGACUCGAGCGGCGCGUUCUGGAACCGCUUCUACACGUCUAGCAAUGAGGAAAACGAUUCCGACGACGACUACAAUGAGGCGGAAGCGAAUCCCGCCGAUAAGGAACAAAUCGAGAUAGCCGUUAACAAGGUGCUGUGCAAAUCGAAACCGUCCUACAACUGGAACUUUGCACAGGAACUGAUGCGGCGCGAACAUAACCUGUUCAAUCGGAUUGGAUGGCGUGGCGGGCACACCUCGGCCCUGAGCUUCGGUCAGGGCUAUUACGGCUCGCGGCAGGUUGUCGAGCGUAUGAAGCUGAUGAAUGCUUUGAGCAUGCAUCGUUGCUGCGUUAAUUGCUUGAGCUUUAAUCGUACCGGAGAUCUCAUUUGCUCCGGCUCCGACGAUCUCAGCAUCAUUGUUUGGGACUGGGCGAACGGCAGGCCAAGACACAGCUUCAAAUCUGGCCACAGCUUGAACAUAUUCCAAACAAAGUUCAUUGACAGCGUCGGCUGCCUGGACGUCGUAUCCUCCAGCCGUGACGGCCAGGUACGACGCGCCGUCAUACCGCCAUCUGGCAGCAGCAGCAUCAAGCCCGUACGUCUCUACAGCCAUAACGAUGCAGUCCACAAACUGGUUGUGGUGCCGCACAGCAAGCACGAGGUGAUCAGCGCCGGCGAGGAUGCGGCGGUCAAACAUUUUGAUUUGCGCACCAAUGCAUGCACGACAAUGCUCCGAUGCGUCUCCAGCGACGACAAUAGACGCGUUCGUCUGUUCAGCAUUGCCCACCACCCAUAUGUGCCGGAGUUUUGUGUCAGCGGCUCUGAUGACAAGCUGCGCGUCUACGAUAAGCGCAAGCUGACCAGCCCCGUACACGAAAUGACGCCCAAGGAUCUAAAAGAUACGAAGAUCACGCAGAUCACAUGCGCGGUCUACAAUCACAGCGGCAGCGAAAUUCUCGCCUCCUACAGCGAUGCGGGCAUUUAUCUAUACGACAGCCGAAACUACAAGGAUGGCGAAUUUCUGCACUCCUAUGAAGGACAUAUCAAUAGCCGCACCAUUAAAGGGGUCAACUUCUUUGGACCGCACUCGGAGUACAUAAUAAGUGGAAGCGACUGUGGCAACAUCUUUUUCUGGGACAAGAACACCGAGGCGGUGAUUAACUUUGUGAAGGGCGAUCAUGCCGGCGUGGUCAACUGCCUGGAGCAGCAUCCAUCGAUGCCUGUGCUGGCCACUUCUGGGCUGGAUCACAACGUUAAGAUUUGGACACCCAGCGGCCUGAGCGAAGCUGAGGUGCCGCGCACGGAUGCGCUGAAGGAGACGCUGCAGAGGAACUUUAGACGCAGUCUGUUGGACGUUGGCGACUUUGACAUUAAUCAGAUUCAUUAUUUCAUACGUCAGCUGAUCGAGCCACGUCGCAGUGCAGGUGGUGCAGCAGGCGGCGGUGAACAGGGUGGUCCGCGGGAGCGCAAUCGUAAUCUUUUCCGGAGCAGCAGCAGUAGUAGCAGCAGCAGCAUCAGCUCCAGUCCCGGCAAUGCCGACGCCGCCGCCAACCAGGAACCGCCGCGUCGCCGAGACAGCAAUCCAAGCAGCUCCGAUGAGGGCAAUGCCGAUCCGCUUGGCUGCCGCUCGCAAUGAGAAGGAAGAACUGCAUCAUCCGUCACCCUAUUAGCGUUGUCAUUAAUCCAAAGUCUACAUAACGUAUUCGUGUUUGGUUUCCUGGUCUUUAAAAGUCCCGGAAAGCAUGCAUUAUUUGUUUUUCAUUAUUUUUUAUAUAUUUUUUGUCUGUUGCGAGCACCUGAAAGUUUGCGAGCUCUACGUCUUUUAUUUGAAAGCGUUUUCAAAUGCUGUGAAUAUACAAAUAAGCGCGCCCAUAUUCUAAUUUUGAACAAUUUCCAAUAAAUACCACACGCAUCGAAGAA